AUGGAUAGUUAUAAUCCCCAUGCAGUGACCUAUGAUGAUCUACAUAUCAACUUCACUCAGGAAGAGUGGGAUUUGCUGAGUCCUUCCCAGAAAAAUCUCUACAAAGAUGUGAUGCUGGAGACCUUCAGGAACCUCACUACUACAGGGUACAUUUUGGAGGUCUGUAACACUGAAGAACAUAGUCAAUGCUCUAGAAGACCUACAAGGAAUGAAAAAACACAUACCAGAGAAAAAUGCUGUGAAAUUAAGCAAUGUGGUAAAGCCUUUGAUUAUCACAGUCAUCAUCAAAUGCAUGAAAGAACACCCACUGGAGAGAAACCCUAUGAAUAUAGUCAAGAUGGUAAAGACUGUGUUCAUUAUGAAACUCAUCAAAGUCAUAAAAGAACACAUAAUGAAGAAAAAUCAUAUAAAUUUAAUGCGCUUGGUAAGGCCUUUGCUGAUCACAGUCAUCUUCAAAAGAAUAAAAGAACACAUACUAGCGAGAAACCCUAUGAAUGUUUUCAAUGUGGUAAAUGCUUUGCAUGUCAGGAUAAUCUUCAAACACAUAAAAGAACACGUACUGGAGAGAAACCCUAUGAAUGUAAUCAGUGUGGUAAGGCCUUUGCUCAGAAAAGUAAUCUUCAAAUGCAUAAAAGAGCACAUAAUGGAGAGAAGCCUUAUGAAUUUAGUCAGUGUGGUAAAUACUUUGCACAUCUGGAUUACCUUCAAUUGCAUGAAAGAACACAUUCUGGAGAGAAACCCUAUGAAUGUAAUCAGUGUGGUAAGGCCUUUGCUCGACCUAGUACUCUUCAAAGUCAUAAAAGAACACAUACUGGAGAGAAACCCUGUGAAUGUCAUCAGUGUGGUAAGGCCUUUGCUCGACCUAGUACUCUUCAAAUGCAUAAAAGAACACAUACUGGAGAGAAACCCUAUGAAUGUAAUCAGUGUGGUAAGGCCUUUGCUCAACAUGGUAGUCUUCAAAUGCAUAAAAGAACACAUACUGGAGAGAAACCCUAUAAAUGUAGUCAGUGUGGUAAGGCCUUUGCACAUCAUCGUCACCUUCAAUACCAUAAAAGAACACAUACUGGAGAGAAACCCUAUGAAUGUAAUCAGUGUGGUAAGGCCUUUGCAUAUCUUAGUAAUCUUCAAGAGCAUAAAAGAACACAUUCUGGAGAGAAACCCUAUGAAUGUAAUCAGUGUGAUAAGGCCUUUGCUCAACACAGUCAUCUUCAAACGCAUAAAAGAACACACACUGGAGAGAAACCCUAUGAAUGUAAUCAGUGUGGUAAGGCCUUUGCUCGACCUAGUACUCUUCAAAGUCAUAAAAGAACACAUACUGGAGAGAAACCCUAUGAAUGUCAUCAGUGUGGUAAGGCCUUUGCUCACCGUGGUACUCUUCAAAUGCAUAAAAGAACACAUACUGGGGAGAAACCCUAUGAAUGUAAUCAGUGUGGUAAGGCCUUUGCUCAACGUGGUACUCUUAAAAGGCAUAAAAGAACACAUACUGGAGAGAACCCCUAUGUAUGUAUUCAGUGUGGUAAGGCCUUUGCCCAUCAUAGUCACCUUCAAUACCAUGAAAAAACACAUACUGGUGAGAAACCCUAUGAAUGUAAUCAGUGUGGUAAGGCCUUUGCUUAUCUUAGUCAUCUUCAAAAACAUAAAAGAACACAUACUGGAGAAAAACCCUAUGAAUGUAAUCAGUGUGGUAAGGCCUUUGCUCAACACAGUCAUCUUCAAAGGCAUAAAAGAACACAUACUGGAGUGAAAUCCUUUAAAUGUAAUCAAUGA
Messenger RNA from Microtus oregoni (creeping vole), 1767 nucleotides. RefSeq names its product zinc finger protein 431-like. Gene Ontology annotation, molecular function: DNA-binding transcription factor activity; RNA polymerase II cis-regulatory region sequence-specific DNA binding. The record is from RefSeq and is a predicted model, not a curated record. The coding region runs from base 1 to 1767 and encodes 588 amino acids. The transcript is spliced from 4 exons. Lineage: Eukaryota; Metazoa; Chordata; Mammalia; Rodentia; Cricetidae. Gene Ontology annotation, biological process: regulation of transcription by RNA polymerase II.